GAGCUUCUUCUUUAAUGCAUCCAGAGGAAAUGACAAACCAGAGGCGCUCUGUGGGUAGGCAUGUCAAAUAUUAACACUGAUCCUGGGCUUUAGCCUCAGCCGUUCAGCCUUAACUCACAUGUGAAUGCGCUAAGUGGACAUCUGCGGUCCAGCUCGUUACUCUGCGGACGACCCGCGGGUGGAGGGGGGGCUGGAGUGGACUCGCUGAAUGGACGUCGAUGGACUGGACUGACAUCCACUUCAGUCGGACCGAGCGAGGGAGCGAAAGAGAGCUCUGCGUGUUCAAGUUUCCUGCUCCAAACAGAGCGGCAUCGCGGUGUGCGUGUUGGAUGCGUGUGGAAGUGCGUGUUGGGUGCGCAGCGCCCGCUGGAGCUGGAGCUGGAGCUGGAGCGGCGGCGGCGGCGGUGCUGGAGGUGGAGCGAAGUUUAACGCCGUGAUUUUCUCUUUGUUUGUUUGUUUGUUUGUUUAUUUUUCGCUCGAUUCCCUCCGAUUCUGUUGUGUCGCCAUAAUGUCCCGUAAGUGGACAGGUGGGCUAACGUUUCCCCGAUGAAAACGGAUCAUCUGUGCAGAGGCUCAGUGAUCGUGACUGUGAUGAUGAUGUCGAGUAAGAGCGUGGAGUGGCUGCAGGACGAGCUGGAGUCCGGGGCCGGCGCGCUGCUGCUGCUGGACUGCAGACCCCAUGAGCUGUACGAGUCGUCGCACAUCGAGUCUGCCAUCAACCUGGCCAUCCCGGGCCUCAUGCUGCGGAGGCUGAAGAAGGGAAACCUCCCCAUCCGCUCCAUCAUCCCCAACAACGAGGACAAGGAGAAAUUCGUCAAGCGGUGCAAGACGGACGUGGUUCUCCUGUACGACGAGGCGACGUCGGAGCGACACGAGUCCGGGCUGGGGAGCUCCGUGAUGGGGCUGCUGCUGCAGAAGCUGCGGGACGACGGCUGCAAGGCUUUCUAUCUGGAGGGAGGAUUCAACAAAUUCCAGUCUGAGUAUCCAGAACAUUGUGAGACCAAUCUGGACUGCUCGUGCCCCAGCAGCUCCCCGCCGACCUCAGUCCUGGGCCUGGGCGGACUCCGCAUCAGCUCUGACUGUUCGGACGGAGAGUCCGACCGAGAGCCGAGCAGCGCGACGGAGUCGGAGGGCAGCCCGCUCCCCAACAACCAGCCCGCCUUCCCCGUCCAGAUCCUGCCAUACCUUUACCUGGGCUGUGCCAAAGACUCUGCAAACCUGGAUGUGCUCAGCAAGUACAACAUCAAGUACAUCCUCAACGUCACGCCCAACCUGCCCAACAUGUUCGAGCACGAGGGAGACUUCAAGUACAAACAGAUCCCCAUCUCUGAUCACUGGAGCCAGAACCUCUCGCAGUUUUUCCCUGAGGCCAUUUCAUUUAUUGACGAGGCUCGUUCCAAAAAGUGCGGCAUCCUGGUCCACUGCUUGGCCGGGAUCAGCCGUUCGGUCACUGUCACCGUGGCCUACCUGAUGCAGAAGCUCAACCUGUCGCUCAACGACGCCUACGACUUUGUCAAGCGGAAAAAGUCCAACAUUUCCCCCAACUUCAACUUCAUGGGCCAGCUCCUGGACUUUGAGCGGACGCUGGGCCUCAACAGCCCCUGCGACAACCGCGCCACUUCCCCGCAGCACGACCAGCUCUUCUUCACCACCCCGACCAAUCACAACGUGUUUCAGCUGGACACACUGGAGUCCACUUGAGAGUUUGACUUGAGACUGUCCCAACCCCCUCUCUUUUUUUAAGAGGUAGGAGGUAACGAGCGGCUGCAGUGGGAGGAAAGCAGCCGGUUUUAUUGAAAGUUUUCACCUCCUGAGGCUCCUGCUCCGAGAGCCUGGCCACAGAGCUGCUCUGGAGCGACCGGAGGGGUCACUGAAGCCAAGUUUAAGAAGAUGUGAGAGGAGUUUCUUUAACCCAGAGCAGUGGACUGUGGGUUUACAUCUGAGCUGUCAAGGCUCGACUAAGUUGACUGAACGACCGCAGCAGAACUGACAGCUUAAUACAAAGAAAGGAAAAUGGAGGAUCCACAGAGACGACGGCAUUGCCACUGUCAUGCUGAGCUUGUUGUCGUCUUGUGGAGAAUCUGGGAUUUACUUGCUCUACUAAAUGUAGAGUUUUUUUAAAACCAAGGAAUUUAACACACACACACCCACACACCACACACACUUAAAAAAGUAUGUAAGUUUGUACUGUAUGUAACGUACAACGCAGAACAUGUAUGAGAAGUCCUUAACAAAUUCAAUAUGUCUAUAUGCAUUUUUGUAUAUUUUUAUGUACAUUUACGCACAGAUCUGUAUGUUUAUAUAAUGAUAUACUCUUUAUCUUUGUCCAAAAACAAAGUGAUUCAAUCUGAAAAUGGCUUAAGAGAUUGUAAAACUAAAGAAAGGGAAGAGUUGUUGGAGUUUGUUUUUUUUUUUCCCCCAGACUCAUUUUUAAUUUUUUGUGACACAAUGCAGUUUGCACAGUGGUGUAGCCGACAUAGAUGUGCUGGCACUUGAUAAAGAGACAUUCAGAGAAGAGGAAGAGCAGACAGAGGAGAGGCCAGUCCCAGGCUGCGACUAGUCCGGACAGCUGCGCAGUGCAGUGGGGAGGGAACGGGGACCUGGAGUCCCGGACUGAGGUCGGGGGUCUGGGUGAAGGUUGGAAGUUGGCUUCCCUCCCCAUACCACUGCCCGCUCAGCUGCCGGUGAGGAGCCACAGGGUUGUGUCCACCAGCUUAGUCGUUUCAGCGAGAAACCAAACUCUUUUGAACUUAUUUCCGUUAUUGCAUCACAAGCUUGUUUUGCCAAAACUGGUCUCUGCCCACUCAGACUCUCAUGUUUUUCUUUGUGGAAACUUCCCUGAGAGCAAAAGGAGGAAGUGAUUAACGGUUCAGAGCAACUUUUUUGGGCACCUUAUCUGAGCGGUCUUGCUUUUGCCAAAAAGGACACCAGGAAGAGGGACAGCGGGGGCGUAAUUUGGUGUUUGUGUUGUGGACUGGGACCGGCCUCAGAGACAGACUGCACUGACUGUCCCUUCACUGCAUUAAGGGACAGCAAAGGAGAAGGCUCUUAGUAAGGAUCACCCAUUUCAUUUAAGAUAGUUUUAAGCCUUGGCUGUAUCACCAGAGAGAUAUAUUAAUAGUGAAAAGGGAAUUUAUAUAUUACAGGUAUUAAGCAAAUGGAUCUUAUUUUGUAUACCUGAGCAUGCUGUGGUGCUGUGUGCUCUCUAACAGUCUUUGUAACAAAGGGUUGGAUGUUACUUUAAAACAUGGGAGGACUUUUUGUUUUCAAAGUAUAAAUGGCUUUCUGGGACAACAUGCACAUCUGCUACGCUUAGAGGAAGUGCUAAAGUAAAAAAAAACAAAACAACAGAAUUAAGAAAAAUUCCCAACAAAUGGCUCUAUUCUGUUUGCAAAUUAUUUCCUUCAUUCUUUGAGUCAAUUUGGACGCAGGAUAACAUCUUAGCAUACACCAUGCCACUCAGCUGAAGGUUUUAAUAAUCUUAUCUUAAGAUUUAGACUAAAAGAAAUGAAAUAAAGCAGCUAUUUCUGCUCUAGCUCUUAAUCUACCAAAUGCCACACAGCUUUCCCUUUAUUUGACCAGGGGAAAAAAUAGUCUGUGUAAUCAUGGAGUCAUUUGUAAUCGCACGCAAAGCUGGAAGCCAAAUAAUCAGAGCUAAAACAAGGCAGUCGUCAGAUUUUAAAAAGCUAAAAGUAGACAGGAAAUGUUUGAUUGACUAAUACUUCCUUUAUUUAUGGAGAUGCACCAAUCAAGUUUUUCUGACUUCUUUAAGGUCAAACUUUAGUGCCAAUUGUGACCAAUGAAGAUUUUCUUUCUUCUUUCUUUCAGGAACUGAGAUUAAAAAGAACAUCCAGCUUCUCAUAUAAACUGUAACCAGCUUUCCAGUUCAUCCCCACAGCAUGAUUCUGCCACCACCCGGUUUCACAAAAUGCAAACGUUUUCAUACCAAAUAAGAUAUGAUUAGAUUAGAUAAGAUUGUAAAAACACAAAAUUAAGUGAUUUUUCCUGAUUAAUUUAUAGUCUAGCUUACAGAUUCUAAGCCUUUUAAAACCACAUAACCAUUUAGAGUUGACAUUUUCAUUUUAGCUGUCUUGUAACUUCAAAGCUUGCAACUGAAUGCAACAUUUAGAAAAUGAUAACAGGCCGUAUUAUGUGGACGCAUUUAAAAAACAAUAGUCUAUUGGGCAUAAUUCUUCAGUUUUUUCCUUUACUCUUUCCUUUCUUUCAUCUGGGCUUUUAUAUUCCUUUGCGGAAAAUGAAUCACUACCAAAAAUGAGGUUUCAAAUUGCUGAGCAGAGCCAUUCAAAGGAAAGUUUACCCUAUUCAACUCCGGCCUGACCAAUUGGUGCAUCUCUUUUCAUUUAGCUGAUGAUUUAAAGCAGUUUUUCAAAAAAUAAAGUACAGGAUGUUUAAAUCCAAAGUGAUUCUCUCGUAAAUCAGGAACAUUUUUCCAUGAAGCCCAGCGUCUAUCAGUAACUGAUUGUUAAAGAGCAGAUGUGGACGGGGUCUAAACAGAAACAAAGCUCCGGGUCUCUGUGGGAAGCAGCAUUUGGAUCUCCUCGUUGGUUUAAAGCUGGCCUUAUAUAACCUUUCUAACGCUGACUGUUCAAUACUCUUGUAAUCGCACUUAUUAAAAAAUAUUUCUCUGUUUUUUUUGGUUUUUUUAAAUAGGAAUACGGUAAUAGCAGAGAGGCACGCUGCCUUCUUACCGUAACGGGUCACACGAGGUCCUCUUUGUUACUCUGCAGUAUAUCAGAACACCUUGUUUUGCAGAAUUUUGUACAUCUAAGACCUCAACGUUUUUAAAUUCCUCUCCUUUUGUACGAUAUCUGCUCUGUGUAACUGUUCAGGAUCCUUCGGGGUCAUGAGCUUUUGGACUAAAGCACCAUUUCACCUGGUGCAAAUGAAUCCAUCAUCAGAGGCCAUUGCAAACACACACACACACACACCCCUCCACACGCCUACACACCCAAAGCUUUACACAGCCAGAGCUGUGCUUCAGCAUGCCAGUAUUUGUCUCAACACCCAGCUUAAAUAAUUACAAAUGUUUUCUUUUUCCUCAUAUUUUGAUAUAAUAUGCUAUUCCUGUGGCCUUUCAAUAUGAAUAUACUGUAUAAUCUCAGUAUAUGUAUACAUUUUGAAUUUAUAUGCAAAGUUGAUCUGAUAUUACGAAAACAAUACGAUCGAGGUUCCUUGUUUGGAUUCGUAUCCCAUUUACAAUAAAACGGUGAGCAGCGAGAACUUGAUCAUUUGCACCAGAGGACAGGAAUAUUUCAAGGCGCAGCUUUUCUAUUUAAAGAGAACAUGGUUUAUUUUGAGCUGCUUUCUUCUGAAUAGUGUUUUUUUUGUUGUAUGGUUUUUUGUGUGUGUGUGUGUGUGUUGGUGUCUUUCUAACAUCAAAAGAGAAAUAGAGUCAUUUUCUCUGUUUGUAAAUUUCCCAGAUCACGGGAACGGACGUUUCCGUGUCCUUAAACUUGUAGCUACAGUACAUGCGCUUGAGAGAGGAAGGUUGUGUGAAAAAUCGAGAGCAGAUAGAGGAGCGGGAGGAGGCGGUGCCACGAUAAAACAAAAUGAAAGGAGGAGUGAAUGACUUGAUAAAUGUUACCUCAGUGAGGAAUUCUUCAGGGAUAUUGUUUUUUUUUGUUUUCUUUUCUUUUUUGACAAUGCAUCUUGCAUCGUGUUACAGCUUAAAAGUCACGUUGAAUAGCUGUUUUAUUUUGUGCUGUAAGCGUUUUUUUAAAAAUAAUGAUAAAAAAAAAAGAUGCAAUCUGUCUCUGUAUAAAAAGGAUGGGCAUGUUAACCAGGGCAGUGUCACCUUUCUGUCUACUGAGAGAAAAGUGAUUGACCUUACGUAUUGUACAGUGUAUGGAAGCAACUCAAGACAUGUUUAUACAGCAAAUAAAUCUUGAAAUAUUUUUUUCUUUAA
This is a messenger RNA of Xiphophorus hellerii (green swordtail), 5926 nucleotides long. It is a transcript of the gene dusp7, whose product is annotated as dual specificity phosphatase 7. The record is from RefSeq and is a predicted model, not a curated record. Bases 547 to 1701 code for a protein of 384 amino acids. The transcript is spliced from 3 exons. Gene Ontology annotation, cellular component: cytoplasm; cytosol. Gene Ontology annotation, biological process: peptidyl-tyrosine dephosphorylation; negative regulation of MAPK cascade. Lineage: Eukaryota; Metazoa; Chordata; Actinopteri; Cyprinodontiformes; Poeciliidae. Gene Ontology annotation, molecular function: MAP kinase tyrosine phosphatase activity; MAP kinase tyrosine/serine/threonine phosphatase activity; protein tyrosine/threonine phosphatase activity.